Molecule: messenger RNA, 1852 nt
Organism: Mytilus californianus (California mussel)
Lineage: Eukaryota; Metazoa; Mollusca; Bivalvia; Mytilida; Mytilidae
Product: cholinesterase 1-like
Exons: 11
Coding region: 41-1747 (568 amino acids)
Source: RefSeq, a predicted model, not a curated record
GAAUACUUCCAAGUUAAAAAAGUUUAUUUCAAAGACAAAAAUGUUUACAUUUUUAGUUAUUUGCCUAACAUUGUUCAAUAAUGUUUCACCUUCCUCUCAGUAUGGUACAAAUCGAAAGACCAUUUACGGUUGGAUUCGUGGAAAAGUGAGCUCGCGUGUUCCAGGAUUGAAAGUUGAGGAAUACUUAGGGGUGCCUUAUGCAUUGCCUCCUAUUGGACACUUUCGUUUUAAGAGACCAAAGGAACCAGUCAGAUGGUACCCUAUUGUAUUAAAUACAACGAAACUGCCCCCUGCCUGCCCUACUGUUAAUCUAGACUACAUACAAUUCCACAAACCAGGUUUCAAAAACCUCAACGAAGACUGCUUGUACAUGAACAUUUAUAAACCUUUGAGCCAACGACGAAAGCUGCCAGUGUUAUUUUUUAUACACGGAGGCUCCAAUGCUGAUGGAAUGGGUGCAAUGUUUGACGGGGACAUAUUAGCGGCUCACGGACAAAUAAUUGUUGUGACAUUUAAUUACAGAGUUAGCGUGCUAGGAUUUUACGCCAAUGAAAGUCUUGGCAUAAAGGGAAACAAUGGGCUGAUGGAUCAAGUGCUGGCAAUGAAGUGGGUUCAGAGGAACAUUAGAUAUUUUGGUGGAGAUCCAUUUAGAGUUACAAUACAUGGACACAGUUCAGGGGCAGCUGAUGUUGGUGCACACUUAAUUUCACCUCUGACUAAAGGUUUGUUUAGAAAUGCCAUUAUUCAUAGUGGAUCGCCACUUGCAUACUGGUUUAUGUCAAAAUGUGUGAGGUCCGGUAACACGUUAGUCAUUCCAAAAGAAUGUAGACGAGGAACCAGUUUAGUCACAAGUGAGGCGCGUAAAGCAAAGAUAAGAAAGUUAGUGGAAGGUUCUUCAACUACUGAUUUCUUCUCACCGUAUUUCCCUCGUCAGAUCACAGGAAAUAGCAGUUUGCAAUCAUACCAAACACGAACCUUAAAACGAAUGGAUCCUGUUUUUGAAAGUGUUAUUGAUGGAGAUUUCAUUACUGAUAGUCCCGACAAACUGUUUACAUGUGGCCAGUUUCAUGCUCAUUCAGUUUUGAUUUUAAUGGCACGCGAUGAAGGACUACAAGCCUAUCCACCAAGUAUUAAACGUUAUUAUGAUUAUAAAACAAUUGAUCGUUUUAUAGCUGAGAACAAGGACUUGUUUCCUGAAAGAAAACACUUUGAAGAAGACAUUAUGAGAGUAAACAAGGAAUGGAUAAAGAACAAUAUUUCAACUUUUCCUCACUAUUUACACAUGCAUGCAGACCUUGGAUUUUUUGCUCCAAUGAUAAAGCUAGCUGAUAGAAUUUCGGAAGAAUUAAAGAAAGUUUUCAUACUUAGUUUCCAGUAUAUCUCAGAAAAUAAACCAGGACCAGACUGGACAGGAGUACAACAUGGAUGGGAUUUGUUUUAUGUAUUUGGAGUGCCUACAAUUGGACACCCGAACUUCUCAUAUACACGACGUGAUGCAAGAGUCUCUAAGGACACGAUGCAUCUUAUCAGUGAAUAUGUUCGAAAAGGUUUUACCAGCUCAAAUGUGAUGAAAAUGGAACUUUACAAUUCAUCUAGUAGAUCAUAUAACAAACUGGAUUAUGUUGACGGGAAGACCAUUCUGACAAAUAAUUUUAAUUUCAGGAAACCAAGAAUAGACUUUUGGUACAAGUAUCUGUAUGCUUAUGAUAAUUAUGAAUGUUAUAGAAAUUACAUUAGACAUGGAUGAAUGUAUUACUGAUUCAAAUAGUCAAUGUCUUUUACACAUAACGAACUUGGUAUUGGUAUGCAUUUGCAAUUAGUGCGACUGAAUUAAUAAAAGAUGCAAAUUCAA